Molecule: messenger RNA, 1700 nt
Organism: Daphnia carinata
Lineage: Eukaryota; Metazoa; Arthropoda; Branchiopoda; Diplostraca; Daphniidae
Product: beta-1,3-glucan-binding protein-like
Exons: 9
Coding region: 403-1590 (395 amino acids)
Biological process (GO): carbohydrate metabolic process
Molecular function (GO): hydrolase activity, hydrolyzing O-glycosyl compounds
Source: RefSeq, a predicted model, not a curated record
GAGCUUCCGCUCAUUCAGUCGCUUCUUUUUGUACCUCCAAUUCAUCACACAAUCCUCAUCCGAUUCGAUAGUGCGCGAGUUGAAGGCCCAACGGCAAGCGGACGUGAUACCGAAGACCAUCGCUGUUGGUGAUUCCUGAAAGCACGCCGGCACGUCACGAGAAAUAGCCAGUAAUACCAUAAGGAUAUCCCGUCAACGCGACCAGAAUGAGUUGUAUCCGCCUCUUAGCAUUCGUAUAAAAAGACGCGGGUCGCGUAUGGCUUUGUCGCAUAUCAGUUGCAUUUUGAGAUUCAGUGAGUGACCAACCGAAAGGCGGACAAGUGCAAAGCGCGCGCAACUGGCAAAAACUUAAAAAACAAAAAGGGUGGUGGAAACGGUUGCGUGACGACCGGCGUGACAGAAAUGAAGGGAAAGGAAGCGAUCGUGAUUGUGUGGUUACUGUUGGCACUUCACAACAAAGUGAAAGCCACCUGGAGUCAAUUUUAUCAUCUGCGAGGGCGGCUCAUCUUUCAGGAAGAAUUUGAUUUUUUGAACACAUCUCGGUGGCAGCACAUUAUCACCGCAUGGAGGGGCGGUAACAACGAAUUUGAAUAUUAUACCGAUAGGCCGGAAAACAGUUAUGUUCGGGAUGGUGUCUUGCACAUCAGGCCCACUCUGACAGCCGAUCGUUUUGGUCAGGACUUCCUUUACAAUGGCACGCUGGAUCUCUGGCCGGAAGGGUGCAACGUCAACUACAACGGCGGAUGUGUCGCAACGGCCGGGGAAGACAUAAUCAACCCUAUUCAAUCUGCCCGGAUGCGCACUAUUAAUUCGUUCAGCUUUACUUACGGCACGGUCGAGAUACGCGCUAAAAUGCCCCGCGGCGAUUGGAUUUGGCCAGCCAUGUGGAUGAUGCCAACUGAAAAUCGCUUCGGUCCAUGGCCACGCUCUGGCGAAAUCGACAUUGUCGAAAUUCGAGCCAAUAACGAUUUCACGUGUGGAAACAAACAAAUGGGAAACACCAUCAUGGGCUCCACUCUUCAUUUCGGUACUGACUCGAAACACAAUAUUUGGAGACCUACUCAUUACGAAGCGGUAUUGGAGGAAGGCGAUUUUGCAUCGGAUUUCCACAUUUUCGGACUACAACGGCUACCGCAAUCGAUCCGUUUCUAUGUGGACGGCAUUUUGAUUGGUGAAAUUACUCCGCCGGACGGAGGUUUCUGGGAGGUGGGCCAAUUAUACCAAGAUCCUGGUGGACCCAACAUCUGGGGCAACGGUACAACCAUGACGCCAUUUGACUACCCGUUUCACUUCAUUCUCAACGUGGCAGUGGGCGGCAACUUCUUUCCCGAUGGAUGUAUCAACCGUCCGUUUCCAAAGCCGUGGUCGACAAGGACAAAGCAGCAAAUGCUACCAUUUUGGGAGAAGCGACACGAAUGGCUUCCAACGUGGAACCUUCAUCGAGGCGAUGAUCCAACUAAUGCGCUCCAGGUGGACUAUAUACGGGUUUACGAAUACGAUCCCUACGACACGAUCGACUGGUACUGGUAUCAAAGGAGUUUGGCUAACAACUUCAUUGCCGAUGCAGAACGUUCACCCGUUUAUCCUUGAACGAUAGUCCGAUGGACGAAAAAGUUUACCAAAAAGAUACGUGCCUCUGCAACGUGAUUGUUUUCGUUAAGUUCCUUUUUUUAGUACAAAUAAAAUGAUUGAACUAAAAA